ACUGACGGGAGAUUGUUGGGCGUGACUGUCGACCCUCUUGCAGUUUCUCUCUUCUCCGUCUCCUCUUCCCAAAUCUCCUGAGCAGGACAUCAACCCUUCGUCAUACAAAUUCCCGCAGUCUGCAAAACCCUACCCCGCGUCACGCAACUUCAUAACCAAAACCAACAGUCAAAAUGGGUAUCUUCGAUGAGCUCAACCUUCCCGCUGGCGUCCUCUACGGUGAUGACGUCCUGAAGCUUUUCCAGUACGCUCGCGAGAAGCAGUUUGCUAUCCCUGCCUGCAACGUCACCUCCUCUAGCACUGCCGUCGCUGCCCUCGAGGCUGCUCGCGACCAGAAGGCUCCCAUCAUCCUCCAGACUUCCCAGGGUGGUGCUGCCUUCUUCGCCGGCAAGGGCAUCAAGGACUCUGCUGAGAAGCGCGAGGCUUCCGUCGCCGGUGCCAUUGCCGCCGCUCACUACAUCCGCUCCAUUGCCCCCAUCUACGGCAUUCCCGUUGUCCUCCACACCGACCACUGCGCCAAGAAGCUUCUCCCUUGGCUCGAUGGCAUGCUCGAGGAGGACGAGAAGUUCUUCAAGGCCAACGGCGUGCCCCUCUUCUCUUCUCACAUGAUCGAUCUCUCUGAGGAGCCCGUUGAGGAGAACAUCUCCACCUGCGUCAAGUACCUUAAGCGCAUGGCGCCCAUGAAGCAGUGGCUCGAGAUGGAGAUCGGUAUCACCGGUGGCGAGGAGGACGGUGUUGACAACUCCGAGGUUGACAACGCUUCUCUUUACACUCAGCCCGAGGACAUCUGGCAGAUCGAGGAGGCUUUCCGCCCUAUUUCUCCCUACUUCUCCAUUGCCGCUGGCUUCGGCAACGUUCACGGUGUCUACGCUCCUGGCAACGUCAAGCUCCACCCCGAGCUCCUUGGCAAGCACCAGGCUUACGUCUCCGAGAAGCUCGGUGGCAAGGACAAGAAGCCUGUCUUCUUCGUUUUCCACGGUGGUUCCGGCUCCUCCAAGGAGGAGUACCGUGAGGCUAUCUCCAACGGUGUCGUCAAGGUCAACGUCGACACUGAUCUCCAGUGGAGCUACCUCGUCGGUAUCCGUGACUACAUCCUCAACAACAUCGACUACCUGAGGAGCCAGGUCGGUAACCCCGAGGGCCCCAACAAGCCCAACAAGAAGAAGUACGACCCCCGUGUCUGGAUCCGCGAGGGUGAGAAGACCAUGAAGGCCCGCGUCGAGGAGGCCCUCAAGGACUUCAACGCUGCCGGCACCGUCUAAAUGGGAACUGGGAGAUAAUGAAAAUGGAAUGAUUUGAUGAGUACACUGCUUGAUUCCGUUCGUGUUUAUAGUGGUUGCCGGCCAUUGAGACUGGUUCCAUGGCGUGUCGGCUUUGCCGAUACUUGGACGUAUACUAGCAGGUUGGUUCACGGUGUUCCGGGGGGUUCAAGUUACCGGCUAUGAUGAUGUUAUGCUAGCCGGUUGGGUUUGGGGUGAUACCGAAAAGUAGUACAUACCCAAUUGAAAAGUUGCCUUUGAGCUUCUCCCAAGUCCGUACACGGACCCUUCAGUCAUGCUUGGUGGACAUGGAUCUUGUGCUCUCAUGUGGUGGAGUAUAUAAGGCCCAAGUCAGACUCUUCGGUCCAACAACGAGGCGCUUCCCUGCGCACGCAGUCUUUGACAGGUUAUGAGCAACCCAUUUGGCGCAGUGGUUCCGAUGUGAGCGGCGAACACCUCUCAGUGGUAGGAGGUUAUGAGUUCGACCCUCAGUUAAGGGCCAUCUGAUGCACACGCAUUUCUUUGUCUGAUGCUUUGUUCCAGACACCACUUUUCACAGGCUGUCCGACGACAGUUCUGCCCGCUUCCGCUGCCGAUGCAGUUUUUCAAUCCAUCGCUUUAACUACCUGCGUCAAUAACGCUGAGAACACCUCUUCAUCCUCAUUACCGGACGCGGUAUGGGGUUCUUUUUUUGCUUUUCUUUCUGCUUUGCUUUUUGUUGUUUUGGUUUCAAGGUCAACUUGUUUGGUGGGCAUGCCUCUGUGCACGAGACAGCUGAUGCCAUGCAAUGCAAUGCAGCAAGUUCAUGAUAUUUUGCACCAGGAUGCAAACAUGUUACACGAGAUUUGCUGCGUCUGGGCAGCUUUCCGUACCUAAGAAAUGCUAUCUGUCGAUUUGAUUGUUGGGAUGUUGCGGGUCUUGAUGGGUUCUGGCAACGCCAUUAAUAAUAUUUUCGAUUACCUACCUAGGAGAUGGGAUGGAAGACGAUGUAACUCAAACAGUCAAGUACGCCGAAGGCCAAAC
Molecule: messenger RNA, 2282 nt
Organism: Neurospora crassa OR74A
Lineage: Eukaryota; Fungi; Ascomycota; Sordariomycetes; Sordariales; Sordariaceae
Gene: fba
Product: fructose-bisphosphate aldolase
Exons: 8
Coding region: 174-1262 (362 amino acids)
Biological process (GO): gluconeogenesis; glycolytic process
Cellular component (GO): cytosol
Molecular function (GO): zinc ion binding; fructose-bisphosphate aldolase activity
Source: RefSeq, a predicted model, not a curated record